This is a messenger RNA of Adineta ricciae, 1680 nucleotides long. NCBI's taxonomy places the organism in Eukaryota, Metazoa, Rotifera, Eurotatoria, Adinetida, Adinetidae. The record is from the annotation of a GenBank genome assembly.
AUGACUAAACUUCAAUCUAAUUUCAAAUGGCUAUUGAUCAUAGCUAAAUGUCUUCUUAGUUUAUUAACAAUCGCAAGUCAUGGCAUUGAAUCUGUCAUGUUUCGUAUGGUUCAAUGGUAUGAUUUAUAUAUGUACACACCACUUCAAAUUCAUCUAUCACCAUAUAUGGCUCGUAUUCCACGUUUUGUUCAAAUCGCUGAUAGAACCAUCACAAUAUUCAAUGCGAAUAUCGUUACAUAUUCUCGAACGCUAUUGAUUAUUCCUAUUGCUUGGUGUUUGAAGUAUAAUUAUCCGGUUUGUGCGAGUAUUCUCGUUCUUUUUCAUGACUUUCUCGAUCAUGUUGAUGGAAUUGUGGCUAAAGUACAAAAACGUAUCUAUGGAGAUAAUAUUGAUGAUCCAUUGUUAGGUGGUUUUAUGGAUGCAUUCUGUGAUAAAAUUGUCAAUGUUUUUUGUUUAUGGACAAUUUUACAAGAAACAUACUUUGAAGAAACAUCGUCUCUUCUUUCAAUAUCAUUUGUUCUCCUUUGUUACACUAUCAUCGGAUUAGAGACGGCUAUUGGUGUUGUUCGAGUACAAGAUUAUUUUUAUGCCACAUUGAAGAAAAAUAAAAUUUCGUCACAAGGUUCAACAGCAGCUGCAAUGGAAGGCAAAUUAAAAGAAAAACUCGAAUCGACAGGUCUGGCGUUCUUAUGUUUAUCAACAGGACAUUUAAAACCAUUUUCUCAUUGGUCUGGAAUAUCUGGUAUUAUUUGUUUUACUUUAACAAUUCGAUUGGCAUAUGCAUCAUUGAAGAAAAAAUUAGACGCAAGAGAAAAGAGUGAAAAAAAGAAAACAGUGACAAUCAAAGUUACACCAGACAGUGCUCCAGUACCACCAUCAAUUCCAUCACCAGUGCAGAAAACCAUCGGAGUUCUUAACGCAUUCAAUUUCGACGAUGCCCAAUCGCGUCAUCGAGCUAUGACAAUUGAUUCCAUAACACGAGAAAACGAAAAACGAAAUCGUCCAACCAAUACUCCCAGUCCAUCAUUAUCUCCAUCAGGAAGUAUUUCCAAUGUUACCAGUGGUCGUGUUUCGCCCUCAACUACCAAAGCUUUCUUAAAUCCAUUUGCUGAACAUUCUGAUGAUAAAGAAGAACGAAGCAGCACAGUCUCAUCGAAUGGUCACGAAACCGAAGAACCACCUCGUACUCUUCAACGAAGUACAUCAUUACCAGCUAUCUGGAUUGACGGUCGUGCUGAUAAAGUUUUCACAAUCGGUUGUUUUGAUCUCUUUCACGAAGGUCAUCGUCUUCUACUCCAACGUAUGCGACAAUUCGGGCGAGAAGUGAUUGUCGGUGUACACGAUAGUCGAAGUAUCCAUAAACUCAAAUCUCGAGUACCAGUCGACGGAACAGAAACACGAAUGCUUAAUGUUAAACGUUACGCUGAUCAAGUUUACUGUGUGGCCGGAACAGAUCCAUCAUCCUUUGUCACGUGUAUCGUUCAUUUACGGGAAAAUGAAACCGCACUUUAUGUACGCGGUGAUGAUAUGGCUGAUUUUCCAUCGCGACAUGUCGUCGAAGAGUUAAUGCCAGUCAAAUUUCUUCCUUAUACAAACGGUGUUUCCAGCACCAAACUACGACAAGAGUUGUUUUCGCAUAUUCAAUCAAAUGACUUAGAAUAUUUAGAAAAAAUUAAUUGA